UUGCGGUCUCCCCCAUUUGCCCUAAUCUCUGCAGUCUUCGCCCUCCCAGGGCUAUUUUUGGUAUUAUAAUGAAAGAUUUGGUGCGCCUUCUCCCUUUUCGUUUUGCCUUCUCCCAAGAAACCGACUUAGUGCUCUUAUUCCCCUCCUCCUCCUCCUCCUCCCCUGUUCCCUUCCGCAACACAAAAUCUCUAAUCACGACGUUCGACAAACCCUAUUUUUUGUUUUCCAAUCACAAGAGUAAAAUCUUAAUCGUUUCUGUGUUUUUUUGUUUUUGUUUUCGUUGUUCAAUUCGAAACGUUAAGAAAUCAAUCUGUUUCUUGUUUUACUUGGACAAUUCGCAUUCGAAUCCGGCGAGCGGGAUAACUCCAGGGGUUAAUCUGGUAUAUGGCGAACGGUACCGCUCCGGAAGAGUUUGUGGUUUUGUCCCGGGUCCGGACCGGCCUUAAGCGUGAGUUUGCAUUCGCCCUGAAAGUUCAAUCGGAGAUUUGUGGGUCGUUGGGUCGGACUCGUUCGAGGAAGUCGCAUAAUGCGAYUGAGGAGAGUACCACCUCCAAGAGGUUGAAGGGGUUAGUGACGAUGGAAGCCAAUGGGGGUGAUGAGGAUGAUGAGGAAGACGAGGAAGAUGAGGAAUCGAGUGAGGCUGCCCAGUUAACGAGUGUUGAGGUGAGAGAGGUCGAGAAAGUGAAGGUUAUGGAAGAUAUGGCGGAUUCUAUGAGUGAAGAGGAGGCGAAGAGUGAUAUCGUAGACCUUGUGAGCGACGAGGAACCUAAGAGUCACGUGGAUGAAUCUACGGGUGAUACUGGAACUAAGGAUGAGGCAUCGAAUGCUAUUUGUAUGGAGGAAUUGAAGGAGGAACUGUUGGACAGUGAGGAUCCGAGCAGCCAUGAAACAGUGGAUUUGGCGAGGGAUAGGGAAUUGGUUGAUGUUAAGGUGGAGCUAUCACUCGAGAAGGAGUCUGAGGAGACGUUGAAAAAGGAAUCUGAAUGGAUUUUAACGAGUGGGGAUUUGGGGGAGGAGGGCAGAAAUGUUCCCUCAGAGGAUGCAGUGGACGGGUCGGCGUCAGUUACUGUGGAUGAUGGUAAGUUGAAGAAGAAGACGAAGGUUCUGCAGCCUCGUAAGCGCUUUACUCGUUCGGCCUUAAAACCAAACUUAGAGCCCACGAUGAUCUCUGCAGAAAUCCUUACAAAAUCUGAUUCGUGUACGACAAUGCCAGUUAUCAAAAAUGAUGUUGAUACCAAACCCGAGGACUUUCCUGACCCAUUUGCUACACCUCCUACGAAGCUUAAAAUGGCAAAGCUGAAGAAAAUGUCUGCGAAGAAGUUUCCCGCCAAGUUGAAAGACCUUCUGGAUACGGGUAUUUUGGAGGGACUUCAAGUGAGAUAUAUUAGGGGUUCAAAGACUAGAGCACAAGGAGAAACUGGGCUUGAAGGAGUAAUCAACGGCUCGGGGAUAAUUUGUUACUGUACUAACUGUCAAGGAAACGAAGUCGUUUCCCCUACUCUAUUUGAACUACAUGCUGGCAGCUCAAAUAAACGUCCACCAGAGUACAUUUACUUGGAGAAUGGGAAUACCCUCCGGGAUAUCAUGACUGCAUGCCAGAAUUUUUCUUUGGACAAGACAGAAGAAUUCAUCCGAAGUGCAAUUGGUUGUUCCUUGGUAAAGAGAUCUGCAAUCUGCCUGGGUUGCAAAGGCCGUAUUCCUGAAUCAGACACUGGGAUUGCCAUGUUACUUUGCUGUUCAUGUGCAGAUUCAAAGAAGUUUCACGAUAGCCCCAUUCCCCUAGUCUUUAGUAAUGAAAGAACUCCAAAACCAAAUUUACUUCUCAAGUCAUCUGAUACCGCAUCUAAGAGUGGUUCAUCACGUGGUAAAGGUCAUGGAAGAUUAACUAGGAAGGAUCUACGGCUGCACAAGUUAGUCUUUGAGGAAGAUAUAUUACCCGAUGGAACUGAAGUUGCAUAUUAUGCCCGUGGGCAGAAAUUGUUGGUUGGGUAUAAAAAGGGGUUUGGUAUUUUUUGUAGCUGCUGCAACUCUGAGGUUAGUCCGUCGCAGUUUGAAUCUCAUGCUGGUUGGGCAUCAAGGCGCAAGCCAUACUUGCACAUUUACACAUCAAAUGGGGUGUCUCUGCAUGAGUUGUCCAUAUCUCUAUCAAGAGGACGGAAGUUCUCUCCCAAUGAUAACGACGACUUGUGCAGCAUUUGUGCAGAUGGAGGGGAUCUGUUGUGUUGUGAUGGCUGUCCCAGGGCUUUUCACAGAGAUUGUGUUCCUUUACCAUGUAUCCCUACUGGUACCUGGUACUGCAAAUACUGCCAGAAUUUGUUCCAAAAGGAAAAAUUUGUGGAGCACAAUGCAAAUGCUGUUGCCGCUGGGAGAGUUGCUGGUGUUGAUCCUAUUGAACAGAUAACAACAAGAUGUAUUCGUAUUGUCAGAAAUAUAGAAGCGGAAGUUGGUGGAUGUGCAUUGUGCAGAUGCCACGAUUUUAGCAAGUCAGGUUUCGGUCCUCGAACUGUUAUUCUUUGUGAUCAGUGUGAGAAGGAGUUUCAUGUUGGCUGCUUGAAGGAACACAACAUGGAAGAUCUUAAGGAACUCCCUCAAGGGAAGUGGUUCUGUUGUCCAGGGUGUAACAGGAUACAUUCUGCAUUGGAGAAGUUGGUGGUUUUGGGAGGAGAGAAACUUCCUGAGUCCGUUUUGGGUGCUGUACGGAAAAAGAUUGAAGAUAAAGGUUCAGGAAGCAUGAAUAGUCUUGAAAUUCGAUGGCGGGUCCUCAAUUGGAAAAUGUCGUCUUCUGAUGAAACUAGAUCAUUGCUUUCAAAGGCUGUUUCUAUUUUCCAUGAUUGUUUUGACCCCAUAGUUGACUCUGCCUCCGGGAGAGACUUCAUUCCGUCAAUGCUUUAUGGGAGGAACAUCAGGGGUCAAGAAUUUGGUGGGAUAUACUGUGCAGUUCUAACUGUGAAUGAAUCUGUUGUGUCCGCUGGAAUAUUUCGUAUAUUUGGGAGUGAAGUAGCUGAGCUUCCUUUAGUAGCGACAGACACCAACUUUCAAGGACAGGGCUAUUUCCAAUCCUUAUUUUCAUGCAUUGAGAGGUUCCUCGGAUUUUUGAAAGUGAAGAAUCUAGUCCUGCCUGCUGCAGACGAAGCCGAACCGUUGUGGAUUAACAAGUUUGGAUUCAGCAAGUUGCCUCCUGAAGAGGUAAGGGAGUACAAGAAACAUUACCAGAUGAUGAUCUUCCAAGGGACGUCGGUGCUGCAAAAGACGGUACCGCAAUAUCGUGUAAUUAGUAGUGCAGCAAACCCAGAGAGCUGAAGGAAGGAACAGUAGAAAAUAGAUGAGUGACAGUGAAUGAAAUUCUUUUGCAGUGGAAAGCAAGCAAGCCCACUUGCCCUGAUGAUAUCUAUAAAUAGGGAUAGGAGGGGGAGGGUUGUGGUGUUGUUUUCUCUUUUUUGUGUACAGAAAAAUGGUUAUACUACCCUCAGGAACAUGAAUAUGAUACAGGGUUAUCAAAUUUUUUUGUUAGUGUACAGAAGAAUGAAGAAAGAAAGGGAUGGUAGUUGGUUUGAAAGGGGUUGUGGAGAAAGAAAGGGAAGGAAGCUUUCCAAAAUUUUGUCUAUUUGGCCUUGGCACUCCCAACUCUUGGGAGUGGGAUAAUUCUUUCAGCUUCUUAGCAUCAUGGAGUUUUUUGUUUUGUUUUU
This is a messenger RNA of Momordica charantia (bitter melon), 3686 nucleotides long. Its product is annotated as Acyl-CoA N-acyltransferase with RING/FYVE/PHD-type zinc finger domain-containing protein. Gene Ontology annotation, molecular function: histone binding; RNA polymerase II transcription regulatory region sequence-specific DNA binding; acyltransferase activity, transferring groups other than amino-acyl groups. Gene Ontology annotation, cellular component: nucleus. The record is from RefSeq and is a predicted model, not a curated record. Gene Ontology annotation, biological process: positive regulation of transcription by RNA polymerase II. Lineage: Eukaryota; Viridiplantae; Streptophyta; Magnoliopsida; Cucurbitales; Cucurbitaceae.